AUGGCCAAAACUAUAGUCGUAUUAGGAGCAACUGGCAUCCAGGGGGGUGCUGUCGCUGCCAAGUUUCUCUCGCUAGGAUGGAAAGUUCGAGGAAUCACUCGAAAUACCUCUUCGCCAUCGGCUCAGGCUCUCUCCAAUCAAGGUAUCGAGGUUGUCAGUGCUGACCAAGAUGAUCCAGCCUCACUUAUCCCAGCUUUCUCUGGCGCAGAAGCAAUCUUCGCUGUUACAAAUUUCUGGGAACCAUUCCUCAAAAAUUAUGUAGAGCUUUCGAAGCAGGGAGAUCGGGCUGCCGGUAAAUACGCUGCUGCCAUUGAGAUUCGUCGAGGCAAAGCAAUUGUUGACGCCGCGGCCAAUGUUUUGCAGGAUGAAGGAAAACUUGAGAGAUUCAUUUGGAGUACCCUGCCCCCCUUCAAAGAGUUGAGUAAAGGGAAAUAUUCCUAUGCGUAUCAUUUUGAUGCAAAAGCGGAGGUUACGAAGUACUUGCAGCAAGAGAAGAAGGAUUUGUGGGAGAAGAGUAGUUUGCUGAAUAUGGGCAUCUAUACGACGAAUGUGAAAGAGAGUGGGGACGCCUUCGGACUAAAAAGAAAGGUAUGGCUUUAUUAUUACUGGCUGAGAGAUCGUGGAGCUGAUAUGAUUAUGAAGAAUGAUGGUUCAGGUGAAUGGAUCUACCACAGUGCCGGCCCUAGUGCGGCGCAGCAUCCAUUUGUUGUACCGACUGAUACAGGUGCUUUCGUGGAAUUGUUAGUUCGAAGUCCUCCCAAGCAAGACUUAUUGGGAGUUAGCGAAGCAGUAAGCUUCGUGAAGUUUUUUGAUGUUUGGGGACGCGCGGCUGGCAAAAAAGUCACUUGCGAAGAGAUCGCCGUCGAAGCGCACGAUAGGGCUCGUCCGGGGGGAUUUGGAAGACAGACAGCAGAGGCCGUGGCUUGUAGUGCGGAAUUUGGAUGGGGAGACUUGGUCUUGCCUAAAGAUCUUGAUUCCAAUAUCAAAGUCACCAGCAUAAAAGAGUAUUUCGAAAGUGAAGACUGGAGUGAAUACAAUUAA
Molecule: messenger RNA, 1041 nt
Organism: Sclerotinia sclerotiorum 1980 UF-70
Lineage: Eukaryota; Fungi; Ascomycota; Leotiomycetes; Helotiales; Sclerotiniaceae
Exons: 3
Coding region: 1-1041 (346 amino acids)
Source: RefSeq, a predicted model, not a curated record